AUGCAAGAGAACCGAAAAGAGGUGGUCCUCGUAGGGAUCGAGACUCACAUUUGCGUGUCUCAGACUGCUUUAGAGUUGAAAGACCAUGGCUAUAAUGUUGUAGUUCUUGCAGACGCAGUUUCGUCGUCAUCUCCGCAAGAGCGAGUUUUAGCAUUACAACGGAUGUCAAGUUCUGGCAUAACCAUCAAUAGUGUCGAAGGCUGGGUUUUCGAAACUUUAGAGUCUGCCGAGCACCCCUCAUUCAGACAGGUUAGUAGUCUGUUGAAACAGACAGCGAAUACAAGAACUCAAACGGUCCAAGCUCUGUUGUAG
Talaromyces rugulosus is the source of this 312-nucleotide messenger RNA. RefSeq lists its product as uncharacterized. Lineage: Eukaryota; Fungi; Ascomycota; Eurotiomycetes; Eurotiales; Trichocomaceae. The coding region runs from base 1 to 312 and encodes 103 amino acids. The record is from RefSeq and is a predicted model, not a curated record. The transcript has 3 exons.